This is a messenger RNA of Leptomonas pyrrhocoris, 3549 nucleotides long. RefSeq lists its product as hypothetical. The record is from RefSeq and is a predicted model, not a curated record. The transcript has a single exon. Gene Ontology annotation, molecular function: catalytic activity. NCBI's taxonomy places the organism in Eukaryota, Euglenozoa, Kinetoplastea, Trypanosomatida, Trypanosomatidae. Bases 1300 to 3549 code for a protein of 749 amino acids.
AGAAGAGGUUCAACUCGCUGCGUUCAGUUUUGGAGGCAGUGUCUGCCAUCACCAUCAGCAACAUCAAAUACACGCGCUUAUUGUUUUCUCAUCGCCUUUACCUUUUCUUACGUGUUAGCUCUUUCUUUCUUUCUCUCUCUCUGUGUGUCUGUGUGUGUGUGUUUGACGCCUUCGCCGGCUGCGUCGAUGCAGGGGCACCGAAAUCGCCACCGAAGCGACUCUUCCGGCAUAAAUACUUUCAUGUAGGAUUUCCUUUUCUUGUUGUGCCUUCUCUCAUUCUUUCUCUUCUCCUCUUCUCCUCGUCUUCUCCCGCCCUUCCUCGUUUGUGCACGGUUCAUUGUUUUCUAAAAAUCUGCCUUCGUUUCCUUUUCUUGUGUGUCGCUGACACGCGAAACCUUCCAAAAAAAAAGGAAGAAAAAAAACGUCACCAACAAAACAGCGUUUGACGGGCCAGAAAACUUGUAAAAGCCUGCUUUGUUUUUCCUCUUUCCCCCCCUUUCAAUUAGAGGUACAUCAGGGAGGAAGAGCGACAAGGCAAGUUAAACGUGUGCUGUCCGUGGUAGUAUCAUAUGUAUACACACUUCUCAAAAAUCAAAACAACACCAACGACUACACCAAAAAAAAAAAACACAUCAGCAUAAAAAACGAAGCAAUAAUUCCCCCCCCCCCGCAAAAAAAAAACGGGACAAAAGGAAAAAAGGGAAAAACAUCACCGUAACUUCGUGGCAAGUGGGUUUACAUGCAAUAAAAGGUACCCGUGCUUUUUCUUCUUCUCUCUCCAUCUCUUCAUAAAUUGCUGUUGUGUUACUUCGGUAGCUUUCUAUUUGUUUCUUUCUGUAGUACCCUCGUGAAGGUAUUUCUUCACUUCCCCGCGGGGUUUUUUUUCUUCUUCGGUUUUGAUUGCGACGUAAGGGUGUCCUGCACCGAAUCUGUGGAAGUCGGCGGCGUGCAAUUCACACGUGGAGAGGUUGAAACUUAUUACUAUUACUACUACUACUAAUUAUCAUUAUUGUUGUUGUUUUGUUUUUUCCGGUGUUCCAAUCUCUAUUAUUUCUUGUUUCUUGUUUUCCUCUCGAAUUGACUCGUGGGUUUCCGCCUCCGAAGCAACUACAAAAGGCUGAGACGAGAACGACUACAAAACGCGUCCAAGUACAAAACACAAGCCGAAAAAAACAAAGGCGAUAAUAGUGUGUUUUUAUUGUUCUUUGCAUAGAGCGCAUCGCAGCAGCAAAAUUCAUAAGAAAGAAAAUAAAAUUAUUUGCCUCCACCAUCACCACCACCUCCUCCGUUACUGCCGCCAUGAGCUCCGCGAUCUCGUCAGCGGGUCUGCACAUCUCCCGCAGCAGCACGCGGCGGAUGGUGCGGCAGCUGCACCACCAUGUCGCUGAGCAGCGACAAACGGUGAUGGAGUGCCGUAACACGGCGGAGUCGAUGUCCGCCGCCGCCAUCGCGCACGACGCCCACGUCGCCAACGUCGAGAACCCGCCGCCGUUCUGCUUUGUCGAGGUCGCCUCGGAGAAGGACAUCAAGCAGAAUUUUAUCCCCGACGGCCCGCUGAGCGGCAUUGCGGUCGCGGUGUCGGAUGCGCUGGAUGUGCAGGAGUUCCACACCCGGUCCGGCCUCGACACCCCGAUGUUCCACCACGUCGCGCGCAAGGAGUUUCCGCUCAUCUCGUGGCUGCGGCGGCAGGGCGCGCAGUUCAUCGGGAAGAUGUGCUGUCGCACGCCCUUGGCUCUCAGCGAGGGAACGGUCUUUGGACCACAGAAGCCGUCCUCGACGGCGGUGUUUGAGCACGCGUGCCACUACGCCAUCAGCUGCUCCUUGAACGGACCGUCGUCGAUUGUGUGCGCCGCGUACCACGACAUCGUAGGCUUCAAGCCCACCGCGCAGACCUUCGGCACCUUCACGGAGCGCUUUGAGCUGACGAUGCCCUCCAUGACGCUGGGCCUGUCCGCGCGACGCGUCGAUGAUCUCAUGUAUCUAUGGCAGGUGUACACCGCGUCCAUCGACCCGGUGGCGUACUUUGAGCAGACGGCCGCGAAGCGAGGCGGGUCAGCAUCAUCUGGCGCCAACAGAACCAACACCGCAACAACGGCAGGUCCAGACGGCGCCAAUGCGUCGGACAACGUCGCCUCUUCUGCGUCUUCUGCCGCAAAGCACCUCAUUCCACCGGUGGAGCUGCUCGGGGCAGCGGAGGCACGGGAGAGUGCAGAGGACGGCGGUGGACACCUCUCGGCCGGCGCCACCGCGGCCGCCGCGGCGGAGGCCGCUGCCGACGUCGCCCACAAAAAGAGCAGCCCGACGCUGACCAUCGGGAAUUGGUGGGGCGGCCGCACCGUGCUGGAGUCCACGAAGCACCCCGACGACACUCCCAUCUACGCCCGGCCGGAGAUUCUGGACCACAACCCGUACAACUACACGGUGAAGGAUCGCCGCGGCCACAUCGCCGACAUCGACGUCGGCUGGCGCGACUACAACGCGGAGGCGGCGAUGGCGGACGACUUCGGCCAGCCCACUCGGCCAGGCUUUGUUCGUCGGCUCCUGACGGGCGCACAGUCCUUCGACACCCCGCAGGUUGAGUUGGCCGUCGGCUACCCGGCGGAGUGGAUCAACACCUACUGCACCGGCAAGUACAGCUCCGCCGCGGAGUUCCACAAGCGCAUCACCGACGCCGUGUACAUGCACAGCGCCCUCCACUUCAAUCAAAAGCUGGAGAUCGUGCCGCUUGCCUUCGACUUCACGAUGGAGGAGGUGCUUGAGGCGACGACGAUCAUCUCGCGCUACGAGCUCGCGAAGGCGUUUGAGCGCUUGUUCCGUCCUGCCUCGGUGGAGCCGACGCCGGAGGAGGUGGCCGCGGCGGAGGUGCGGGCGAAGGAGGCCGCGGAGGAGGCCGAGAGGAAGGCCGCUGCUGCCGCAGCAGCCGCGAAGGAUGAAGUGGCCGCCGACCACGAUGCAGAUGCCCCGAUGGAAUUGAACAUUCUCUCCGGGAUGUCGCCGCUGACCCUCGACGCAAAGCGGGCGGCCUCGCCGAACCGGCCCAACACCUUCUCCGGCUUAACCGGAGUGCUAGAGGAGCUGCCGGAGAGCAUCGUCGAAUCGAUCCACGCCGGGCAGAAGUUGUCGAUACGCGAUUACAACCGCGCCCUGCGCAUCCGCGACGAUGUGGUGCGGGCGACGGAGGAGCAGUUCAUGGAUGUGGACUGCUUCCUGACGCCGCUGCUGUCGGACCCGUACGAGAGUGGCGACAUGCGCAGCGUGCGCCUGACCCUGCCCUUUCACCUCGCUGGCAACCCCAUUCUGUCGGUGCAGGUUGAUCCGGAGACGCCCGUGGCGCUCGUCGGCGAGCUGGGCCGCGACGCCGCACUCAUGGAGGACGCCUUUUGCUUCCUACAGUUCGUGCGUGGCGCCUCACCGCGCUGGUGGCGUCAGAAGGUAUUUGGCGAGGGCUCGGCGCUGCCAAUCGGGUCCGGUAAGAGUGCCCAACCCAUCACGGUGCACCACCGCAGCGGCGCCAAGACCACGCCGUCAGUGUCCUUGUCGAUCGAGUAG